AUGUCUGCGGUCCAAGUGGAGAAGAAGGUCGAGGAGGAGGAGAGUAAGAAUGUAGAGAAAUCGGGAGAGCUCUUGUUCUGUGGCGGUACGUCUUGGGAUGUCAUUGGUCGGCGCAAAGGCGCCGUCGAAGGCAACUUGAUUUCUCCCACGCGCCUUCGCCCUCUCGUCGGCAUCGAUAUCCGUUUUGUAGCCUCGGGUUGCUGUGAGUUUCCUUCUCACUGCUUGUUUAACGCACUUCCUGCCAUUGUGUGGCAUUGGAUGUGGAAGGGCGUUGCUAUACUUGGGGACGCAAUGAGGCAUGAUCAGACUCUACUUUUGAAGGGGCAGCUGGGUCACGGAGAUUCAAUUCAGCGUGAUAGGCCGACUGUAGUGUCUGAACUUUCAAAGCACAAAGUUGUUAGAGCUGCAUCAGGGAGGAGUCAUUCUGUAGUGAUUACUGAGGAUGGGUAUUCUUUCGCCUUUGGCUGGAAUAAGCAUGGACAGCUGGGUUCCGGUUCAGCAAAAAAUGAAAUUGAGAAAUCCCCUGUUCGCUGUCAAGUGUCUGAUGUUAAAAAUACAGCUUGUGGGGCUGACUUCACUGUGUGGUUAUCUUGUGUUGAAGGAGCUUCUAUACUAACUGCAGGUCUUCCACAGUAUGGGCAACUUGGGCAUGGUACUGAUAAUGAGUAUAAUACUAAAGACAGCUCAGUGAGGCUUGCGUAUGAAGCCCAGCCACGCCCUAAAGCAAUAACUUCUCUGGCUGGGGAAACCAUUGUGAAAGUUGCAUGCGGAACAAAUCAUACAGUGGCAGUGGAUGCAAAUGGCUAUGUUUAUACGUGGGGCUUUGGUGGUUAUGGAAGGCUUGGACAUAGGGAGCAGAAGGAUGAAUGGGCUCCUCGUCGUGUUGAUGUUUUCCAAAGGCAAAAUCUUCUGCCUCCUGAUGCAGUUAUAUCAGCUGGUUCUGUGAACUCUGCAUGUACUGCAGGUGGAGGGCAGUUGUAUAUGUGGGGUAAAAUUAAGACCACGGGUGAUGACUGGAUGUAUCCUAAACCACUCAUGGAUUUAAGUGGCUGGAAUUUGCGUUGCAUGGAUUCAGGCAAUAUGCACCAUUUUGUUGGUGCUGAUUCCUCCUGCAUAAGUUGGGGUCAUGCUCAGUAUGGAGAAUUGGGAUAUGGCCCUAAUGGACAGAAGUCUUCUGCAGUACCCAAAAAAGUGGAAAUUCUUGACGGUAUGCAUGUUAUGAGUGUUGCAUGUGGUAUGGGCCAUUCCAUGGUUAUUGUUGAUAGAACAAAUGUUGGUGACCGGCUUGAUCAGCUUGAUGUAUAUGAUGGCAAAGCUUCUGUUGAAGGGAUUGAGGAACCUGUGAGUGGUCCUCCAGUUUCUAAGCAAACUCCUAAAAAGGGUGCUUCUAAGGCAACUCAGAAUUCCAAGAGGAAGAAGUCAAAAGAUUCUUCCGAUUCGGAAGAUGAAGACGACAAUGAUGGCGACAGUGAGGACGAAGACAGUGAUGAAAGUGAUGAACAGGUCAAUGGCAGGACGGAACCUAAAAGGCAACGGGGAGGGAAGGCUUCUGGUAGAGGUCGAGGCAAUGGUGCUAAAAAGGCAGCACCAGCAGAGGGAAAAGGCGCUGGGCGUGGACGGGGCCGCCCUCCUUCCACAAAUAAAAGCCCAAAGCCCGCACCGGGGAAGACUGGUCCGGGUAAGAGAGGAAGGCCUCGCAAGUCAUAA
Prunus armeniaca (apricot) is the source of this 1707-nucleotide messenger RNA. Lineage: Eukaryota; Viridiplantae; Streptophyta; Magnoliopsida; Rosales; Rosaceae. The record is from the annotation of a GenBank genome assembly.